AGAACGGUGCGCGGGUAGAACCAUUCCCUUUUUUCUCUUCUUGGCGCCGGAUGAAUAACAUAUCCCGUCAGAUUCGUUGCAAGGCGCUCCUUCUUCGAUCUUUCUGUCAUCUGCUUUCAAUUUGGCUUUGAGCAUCAGCCGAAUUCAAAUUUGCAGUUGCUGCUGUAUUCUUGGCACUUUUAGAUCAGAUCUAGGGUUCGCUUUGAUCGUUAUUCCUCGAUCCCUGCCUGAAUAAACUUGGUUUGACGGUGCUGGGUCUGCGGAUCUCUGAGAGUCAAUUGGUAAUUGCAUCUGCUUCUUUCAAUUUCCGGUUUCUACGGUGGGCUAGGAAAAUGCCUGUCAAAUCGGCGCAAUCAUCGUUUAGGGAUCGGACACAGGAGUUUCAGAGUAUAGCAGAGAGGCUAAAGAAAUCAGUGUCGUUCGGAUCAGGAUCAAACGGGCCAAGCAGUAGUUCAAGAUCGGAGGAACAGCGGUCAGCGAUAGCAAUUCAGUCAGAAUUCAAUAGGAGGGCUUCCAAGAUUGGUUAUGGAAUACAUCAGACAUCACAGAAACUUGCUAAGCUGGCCAAGUUGGCAAAAAGGACGUCGGUUUUCGAUGACCCCACCAUGGAAAUCCAGGAGCUCACAGCAGUUAUUAAGCAAGAUAUCACUGCAUUGAACUCUGCCGUUGUGGAACUGCAGCUAAUCAGCAACGCUAGAAAUGACAGCGGAAAUAUUUCUAGUGACACAACUAGUCAUUCAACCACAGUGGUGGAUGACCUUAAAACCCGAUUGAUGAGUACCACAAAAGAGUUUAAAGAAGUCCUUACCAUGCGAACAGAGAACUUGAAGGUACAUGAGAAUAGAAGACAGUUGUUUUCUUCCACUGCUUCUAAGGAAGCUGCAAAUCCUUUUGUUCGUCAACGUCCCUUGGCUGCAAAGUCAGCUGCCAAUGCCCCUGCACCCCCAUGGGCCAGUGGGUCAGCAUCUACAUCUCAGUUGUUUCCAAAGAAGCAAGUGGAUGGGGAGAGUCAACCGUUGCUGGUGCAGCAGCAGCAGCAGCAACAAAUGGUUCCAUUGCAGGACACAUAUAUGCAGAGCAGAGCCGAAGCUCUUCAGAAUGUUGAGUCCACUAUUCAUGAGUUGAGCAGCAUUUUUAAUCAAUUGGCUACACUUGUCUCCCAGCAAGGGGAGAUUGCCAUCAGGAUUGAUGAGAACAUGGACGAUACGUUGGCAAAUGUAGAAGGGGCACAGGGGGCUUUGCUAAAAUAUCUGAACAGUAUAUCUUCUAAUAGGUGGCUGAUGAUCAAGAUAUUCUUUGUAUUAAUAUUUUUUCUCAUGGUUUUCCUAUUUUUUGUGGCAUAGUCAUCCUAAAGAUACAAGAGAAAAUGAAGACACAGGCGACGACCUUCUUAUUGGUGAUGAGUCUUCUGCAUUUCAUUAAUAUUUCUUCCUUGAUAUUUACAUCCAUGCCUGCAGAGUUUUAAUCCCCCCCCCCCCCCGGAUCUGUGAAAUUUGAUGCCUGUAUGUAUUGAUUUAUGUAACAAGGUUACCAAGUAGAAGAAUUGCGCAUAAUCUGUGUUCAUUUGCGAUUUUGUAAUUAUUUUAUUGAUAAAGUUUAUUGGCAA
Molecule: messenger RNA, 1606 nt
Organism: Neltuma alba
Lineage: Eukaryota; Viridiplantae; Streptophyta; Magnoliopsida; Fabales; Fabaceae
Product: syntaxin-32-like
Exons: 5
Coding region: 333-1343 (336 amino acids)
Biological process (GO): intracellular protein transport; vesicle fusion; endoplasmic reticulum to Golgi vesicle-mediated transport
Cellular component (GO): SNARE complex; endomembrane system; Golgi membrane
Molecular function (GO): SNARE binding; SNAP receptor activity
Source: RefSeq, a predicted model, not a curated record